GAAAAAACACCCCAGCUUAAAAGCUGUGUUGGUAACCCUCCUGUUUCCCUCAGAUCGGCGAUCGUGGGGAAGAGCAAACACAGACAGAUGCGUCCCUCGAAGAAAGACAAGGCUAAAAAGAACUCAACGGAGUUAUCCACUGAGUCAGCCAAAUAUCCAGGGUGUAUUCGUGCCGUUGCUCCAUCCUCCGUGGCGAUCACCAUCCAUGCCAAGCCAGGCUCCAAACAAGCCACCGUCACAGAUAUGAAUGAUGACGCAGUUGGUGUCCAAAUUGACGCACCUGCCAAAGAUGGUGAAGCUAAUGCUGCUCUUCUCGACUAUAUAAGCUCCGUUGUUGGGGUCAAAAAAAGACAAGUUUCUAUAGGUUCUGGGUCGAAAUCCAGGGAUAAGGUCAUCAUUGUGGAGGAUGUUACUUUGCAGAGUGUUUUCGAUGCUUUAGACAAAGCUGUGAAAAAUCAGUGACUGAAACAACUGUCCCAUGGUAUCUUCAUCUGGUGUUGGACAAGGCACUACUGAUCAAAAGAAAAGAAUUUGCGUUGACAAGGCACAACUCAAGAUUCUUGUUAGUAACUAUUAACAUCAGCAGAUUCUUGAGUCUGAUUGUGUAUAUAGUAGGGGCCAACUAUGCAAUGCAAGUACUAGAGAAUUUCAAUUGUUCUUGCCCGAUACUGCUUCUCAGUCAUACCUAUCGUUGCAUAAAAAAAAUCAUGUCAUUUCUCGCCA
Lycium ferocissimum is the source of this 723-nucleotide messenger RNA. RefSeq lists its product as uncharacterized. Lineage: Eukaryota; Viridiplantae; Streptophyta; Magnoliopsida; Solanales; Solanaceae. Bases 88 to 462 code for a protein of 124 amino acids. The transcript is spliced from 2 exons. The record is from RefSeq and is a predicted model, not a curated record.